Messenger RNA from Elephantulus edwardii (Cape elephant shrew), 648 nucleotides. It is a transcript of the gene FGF19, whose product is annotated as fibroblast growth factor 19. Gene Ontology annotation, cellular component: cytoplasm; extracellular region. The record is from RefSeq and is a predicted model, not a curated record. Bases 1 to 648 code for a protein of 215 amino acids. The transcript has 3 exons. Gene Ontology annotation, biological process: positive regulation of cell population proliferation; positive regulation of gene expression; positive regulation of protein phosphorylation. Gene Ontology annotation, molecular function: fibroblast growth factor receptor binding; growth factor activity. Lineage: Eukaryota; Metazoa; Chordata; Mammalia; Macroscelidea; Macroscelididae.
AUGUCGCGCGCUCCGAGCGGGUGCGCCACGCUGCGCGCUCUGGUCCUGGCCAGCCUCUGGUUGGCUGCAGCCCCGCGCCCGCUGGCCUUUUCGGACGCCGGGCCGCACGUGCACUACGGCUGGGGCGAGCCCAUCCGUCUGCGGCACCUGUACACCACCAGCCCUCAUGGUCUCUUCAGCUGCUUCCUGCGUAUCCGCUCCGACGGCAUCGUGGACUGCUCGCGGGGCCAGAGCGCGAAUAGUUUGCUUGAGAUCAAGGCAGUAGCAUUACGGACCGUGGCCAUCAAGGGCGUACAGAGCGGCCGGUACCUCUGCAUGAACGUGGACGGCCAGCUGCAGGGACUGCUCCAGUACUCGGCCGAGGACUGUGCCUUCGAGGAGGCAAUCCGCCCUGAUGGCUACAACGUGUACCUGUCCAAGAAGCACAGCCUGCCCGUGUCCCUGAGCACUGCCCGGCAGCGGCAACUCCACAAGGGCAGGGGCUUCCUGCCCUUGUCCCAUUUCCUGCCCAUGAAGCCCGCUGAGGAGACACGCCUGGACGAUGACUUGGAGUCCAUCUUCUCGUCGCCCCUGGAAACCGACAACAUGGACCCUUUUGGAAUCGCAUCCCAGCUGGGGCUGGUGAAGAGCCCCAGCUUCCAGGAGUGA